Messenger RNA from Eucalyptus grandis, 1574 nucleotides. RefSeq names its product endonuclease 4. Gene Ontology annotation, molecular function: nucleic acid binding; endonuclease activity. Gene Ontology annotation, biological process: DNA catabolic process. The coding region runs from base 348 to 1238 and encodes 296 amino acids. The transcript has 10 exons. The record is from RefSeq and is a predicted model, not a curated record. Lineage: Eukaryota; Viridiplantae; Streptophyta; Magnoliopsida; Myrtales; Myrtaceae.
UUUUUUUUUUUUUUUAUCUUUGGGUAUUUCAUCGUCUCUUUCGUCGUUGAUCGGCAGCUGCACCGGAAACCAGCAACGGUCCCCACCUGGAAAACCAUGAUUAUCUGAAGAAUCGGGUAAUCUUUCGUAACUGAAAUUUGGGUCUUCACGUUGGUCUCUGCUGAUUUGAUUGCCCGGACGAGGGUCGACGACAAAGUCGAGUUUUUGAACUGAGAACAGUUACCAUUCCUCGUUUCUUGAAUAAUCUGAAGAUCAGAACUUUCGACUCCCCAUUUUGAUCUUGAAGUCGUGUGCUCAGCAAAUUAAGUGACGCCAGUUUCAAGGACUGUUUUUUCUUCUGGGGUGGUAUGGGUGGAACUGGGUUGCUUUGGGUUUGGAGGUUUGUCGUGCUUCUUCAGUUGAUCAGUGGCGUUCUUGGUUGGGGAAAGGAAGGUCACUAUGCAACUUGCAAAAUAGCAGAGGAGUAUCUAACUGAAGAUGCCAAGGUUGCGGUGAAACGGUUACUUCCUGAUUAUGCUGGAGGGGAUCUUGCAUCUCUUUGCUCCUGGCCUGAUGAGAUUCGUUUCCACUAUCACUGGAGUGGUGCUUUGCACUAUGUUGACACACCAGAUUUCAAGUGUAACUAUGAAUACUGCAGAGAUUGCCAUGAUUCUUCUGGACACAAAGAUAUGUGUGUUACUGGGGCAAUCUACAAUUAUACAAGGCAACUUGAAGCAGCUGGCAGCUCCUAUGCAAUAACAAAUUACAACUUAACAGAGGCGCUUCUUUUCUUAUCACAUUUUGUUGGAGAUGUCCAUCAGCCCCUGCACGUUGGUUUCACUGGAGAUUUAGGUGGAAAUACCAUCAUUGUUCGUUGGUACCGGAGGAAGACUAAUUUGCACCAUGUGUGGGACACCAUGAUUAUUGAUUCUGCAUUAAAAACAUUUUAUCAGUCUGAUCUUUCUCAGAUGAUCCAAGCCAUUCAGAGAAAUAUUACGGAUGGCUGGUCCAAUGAUGUACCAUCUUGGGGAGAUUGUGCAUCUAACAAAACAGUUUGUCCUGAUCCUUACGCUUCUGAGAGCAUCAAGUUGGCAUGUAAAUACGCAUACAGGAAUGCCACUCCAGGAAGCACUCUAACAGAUGACUACUUCCUCUCCAGGCUGCCCAUUGUAGAGAAGAGAAUAGCUCAGGCAGGAGUUCGCUUGGCAUCAAUCCUCAACCGGGUGUUUGCUUCUCCGAAGCAAGCUGCACAUAAAUGAAAGAUGAUUGGAGUACAUCAACUUUUUUUUUAAGCAAAGCGCGUGGGGACCAGAUUCUUCAGUUCGGCCACAUUAAUGAUCUUCAUCACCGAAUUGACUAGCUAUUCUCUUCUUCUGUCAACCUUUUAAGGCAAAAAACAAUUGCUCACUCCGGCCACCUAAUCCUCUCGCUCCUAUUUUAUAUGUUGAUGCUAUGCUUAUCCCGGAAUAUGCCUUAUUCUCCAUGCAAUGUUAGUCAAACUUUUGGGACAAGCAAAAAAAACAGUUACAUGUGCUUUCGUGCAAGCAAUGGAAAUGUACUCAAAAGUUGUGUAUAUAAAUCUUAUUGUUCUUCUC